CUCGACUGUCGCUUCUCUGCGUGCAUUUUGGCAAAGUUUCAGUCUUCUGGAUGGAGAGCAUCCAGUGGCAUCUGUUCAGUGAGCUGUGAGCUGCGGGCUGCAGGGCUUUUCACCACAUCUGAGGGAACGUUAUGAUCACCUUGUGCUAAAAAGCUGCACGGUCUACCUGUUCUGUUCACCUGGAGGAGCCCCGGAUGAGCGUCGGGAUGAACAGGGACGGAGACAAGAGCGCAAACACUGCGCUCCGGAGCCAGAAACAAACCAGGACGCACCAGCAACUUUAUGUUCAGAAAAAGAUGAAAGAUCCGUCUGUAAAAGAUGCCCAAACUUGCUCCUUGUCGAAAGACUCGCAGUCAGGUCAGUGCGACUCUGGGAAGGAAGUGAAGUCUGCGGGACUGCAGGGGAAACGGCCGGGGAAAGUGUCCUCAUGCGCCAACGCUGAAGGCCAGAGGAGCCCGGGCGCGCAGAGGAAACUGUCCGACGCCAGCAACGCUUCAGAGGACCUGAGCAAAGACUCCGGCUGCCUGUCCGGGAAACUCUCCUCCUCAGACAGCAGCUCAGAAAUGUCCGAUUGCCCCUCGGAGGGCAACAAGCACGACUCUCCAAGCUCCGACAACGAAUUAAGCUGGAUAGACGGGGGGGCUUACGUGAGCCCGGACAGCGAGAGGAAAGGCGAUGGCAAACCGCGCGUAAAGGCAGACAGAGACAGCUGCGCUCUCCAGCCUGAUGCUGCUGGAGGGGGUCUCAGUUUGUUCAACUCCUCGGGCUCCUUCAUGGAUCUCAUGAUGGGAAACACAACCGAUGAUCUUGUCAGAGAGGUGGAAGAUUUACGAUCAGAGAACGAGUACCUGAAAGAUGAGGUGGAGGAGCUUCGCUGUGAGAUGCUGGAGAUACGCGACAUGUUCCAGGAGGAGGAGGUGUACCAGCUGCAGGAGCUGCGGCUGCAGCUGGAGCAGGCCAACAAGACCUGUCGCAUCCUGCACUACCGCCUCCGCAAGGCCGAGCGCCGCAGCAUCCGGGUGGCUCAGACGGGACAGGUGGACGGGGAGCUGGUCAGGGGCUUGGAGCACGAUAUCAAGGUCGCAAAGAGUGUGUCCCUUCGACUGUACAACGAGCUGGAGGUGGUGCAGAAGAAGAAUUCCCAGUUGGAGUGGGAAAACAAGACUCUGCGGGAGAAGACGCAGGAGCUGGAAGUGGCCAAGCAGGUCUUACAGGCUGAGGUGGACAAAGCCAGAGAGAGUACUAUGAAGAAAAAAGGCAUCCGAUCGACAUCCAGUAAGGCUGAGAAGAGGCUCUCCCAGCACAUCGAGGAUGACAGCGCCGAUCUCAGGUGCCAACUCCACUUUGCCAGAGAGGAAUUAGCUCUUAUGUGCAAGAAGCUCACCAAGUUGGUAUCAGAGAGCGAGGCCAUGCGCGAGGAGCUAGCCAAGUACCACUCAGCCUACGGCGACAUAGACAUCGCCCAAUCACUUGAAGGCAAACAAAACUCCGCCCACGUCAGGGAGGCAGAGGUCAAGGUUCACCUGAGACUGGUGGAAGAGGAGGCCACACUCCUGAGUCGGCGCAUUGUUGAACUGGAGGUGGAGAACCGUGGACUGCGAGCGGAGAUGAGCGACCUGAGAGAGAAAAUGGGAAGAGGAGGAGGAGGAGGAGGAGGAGGAAGAGGGGAAGAGGAAGAGGAAGAACACCGGGAUGUGUUGGAGGAAAAUCUUUCAGCUUCCACACCAGUGAAGGACAGGGAGGGAAGUUUGAAAAUAGGAUGCACAAUGUACGAACAGAUACAGAACGAGGAAGCAGGAAAAGGUAAAAGUGAUGUCCAGACAUCUUUGCAUUGCAACCAGACACAGACAGAAGGGACGAUUGCUGCUUGUCAUAUUACUCGAGAAGGUCCUGUGGGAGGAGAGUGGGACCCUUCAGACAGUCCUGAGAGCGAUAACAACAAGAAUCUGGACCGCGGUCUCAAAGGAUUGACGGUAAAGGAAUAUGAAACUCUUCUAGCUCUCAGAGAUCAUUCCUGCAUUUUGAGUUCAGCCAUCCAGUUCCUGAUGACACCACCAAAAAAUGGCCACUGCUCAUCUCCCUCAUGUGCUUUCACUUCUCCGACUGAGGCGGACCUGAAUGAUAAGGCGCAGAAGAUGCUCCCGCCGGGGCCUUUGAGUGACGCUUUGGAUCUUCUACAGGCCAUGCUGUUGGCUUUCAUCAGGAGGGUGGAGAUGCUUCUAACAGGAGAAGAUUUAGGCAAACUCUCCAUUCACAAGGACGGACAUGUUUGGGAUUCCUGCACUUUCUCCUUUCUCUCUGGAGACUAUGCAGAUCACGACGUGGAUGCUCUAAAUAAGCAGGAGUGUGCAGAAGACCUCCGCACCACAGAGGUUAAGGAGAGAGAAAAGCAAAUGAGGCAAACAUCUUCCUUUCACGGGGACCUCAUAGACAGUUGCAGGGACCCAAAAAUGCAACUUUCCUUGCAGAUUCUGUGGAUCCUCCAUGAAUGGUGUCAAGUUAAAGGACCCGGGCCGGAGGGAAAAGAGGGUAAAGACAAAACCAUGUCUGUGCUGCAGGGGUUGUUGCAGGACCUCAGUGCACAGCUUCAGCAUGAGCAUACUGGAUUUGAAAGUGCAGCCAAGGCCAAGCAGGGGAAGGCAGCUGAGCGUGCCAUCAGUCGUGUCUUCCAGGAUGAAAAACACUCUGAUGCUGACAGAAUGUGCAGCUCAAAUGGAAAAAGACUUAGGCGACAGUUGUCGUCACGCCGCUGUACGAGGAAGAACUGGUGCUAUCUGAGUCAGGAGGCUGCCGAGGUGGACCAGGAAGACCCCGUUAAGACGUGGGACCAUCUGAUCAUGCCGCUUAACUUCCCUGAUCUUGACUUUGAGCAGAUGUCCUUGGAGAGAAGCCACACUGCUCCAGAGAAGUCGGCCUUCCGCAUCUACUACAGCCCCCCGUCAGCUCGCAGAGUCCAGCUGGCUCAGCUGAAGCAAAGCCCCAUCGCAGACAGAGAAUCCGUCACCACGGCCUCUCCCUGGUGCACGCCGCCGACCUCCUUUUCCCAGCUCUGUCUGGACUCAUCUGCUAAACUGAGCGAUGACAUGAAGGAAAUGACGGCCAGCUGGAGGCACAUGGUUCACGGCAAUUCACAGGAGAAGAGAGGGAGAUUACAGGGGCAGUGGGUGGACGUGGCCUGCUCAGGUACUCAAACCCACAUGAGGCCACAGAUGGUGAGUAUUGGUCUGCAGACGGACGGGACACACGGGUCAGUCGCCGUUAGAGGCAGUCCCUCCCGAGUCCUGAGCUCCUCCCUGGUCUCUGCUCGCUCUCACCACAUCUCCACCUCACUGGACGGGGUACCAAGCAAAGUGGAGAGGUCCAGAACCUCAACCUCCUCUCCUAAACUGUACAGGCGACAUUCUGCAUCUGGUGCAUCCUCUCCCCACUCAUCCACCAGUUUGAGCUCCCCCUCAUCCGCAUCCCCCUCUAGAGAUCGAGCUCUGUGGAACCUGAAUCACCAAAGCCACACCGGCCUAACAUGGACCCGACAAACCGGUCACAGAGCAGGCGCAGGACAGACCCACAGCUCUCUGGGCAGCACCAAGUCUCCCGGCAAAUCUGCAGGCGCCAACCGUUACGGCAUGGUCACAGAGUUCCUUCGCAGGGUGAGCGGCCGGGCGGAGAAAACCGGGGUACCGGGGUCGGGCCAGAAGACGAAGAGCGGUCUGAAGAACCUGGAACGCAUUCCGACGAGGCCUCCUGCCGCUCCGCUGCACAGGAACGACAGCGUGACCAGGAUCGUCAACCAGCGGUUCAUGAAGCAGAGAGAGGAGGCCAAUCGCGUGCAGAGAGACGAGAAGGGGAGCAGUCUGAACCGCAGCGCCCGACACAGCCCGAGUACCAGUACAGCAGAGGAGGGAAACUACGACUGCAGCUCCGGCGGCACCCUGACCUUCUGCUUCGCUCGCUCAUCUCGCUCCACCCAGAGACAAACGUCAAACCAGAGCAAACUCCACCGACACAGAUACUCGCCUCCGGCCAGCGUGGCUGCAGGCUCGCAGAGCUGUGAGUGAGUUGGGAGGAGCAGCAGCCGCACUGAUGCUUCUGGACAGCUGAGAGCCACAGGGGAGGAAUUUUAAGAUGUAAUGGUUAAACUGGGAGAGCUGGUAGACUGUAUGUGGGAUGUUUAGGAGAGCUAAUAGCUAGUUAGCCCAGUGCUUUUUUUUCUUUUGGUGCAAAACUCCUUUUACAGACAAUCUUGAUUCCAAUUUCUACAACUCACAAUGUCGCAGCCGCUUCAGUCGUAUUUACAAUUUAAACCUGAUUUUGCACUUAUAUUAAGAAGUAAUUUUAUAUUAUCUUUAUAUAGUAUUUUGUAGAGAAUAACUUCAUGUUUUAUUGAAUAAUAAAUGCUUAAGAUCUGGUAAACGUUA
Scatophagus argus is the source of this 4415-nucleotide messenger RNA. Its product is annotated as protein SOGA1. The record is from RefSeq and is a predicted model, not a curated record. Bases 195 to 4055 code for a protein of 1286 amino acids. Lineage: Eukaryota; Metazoa; Chordata; Actinopteri; Scatophagidae. Gene Ontology annotation, biological process: regulation of autophagy. The transcript is spliced from 9 exons.